This is a messenger RNA of Sclerotinia sclerotiorum 1980 UF-70, 1659 nucleotides long. RefSeq lists its product as hypothetical. The record is from RefSeq and is a predicted model, not a curated record. The transcript has 3 exons. Lineage: Eukaryota; Fungi; Ascomycota; Leotiomycetes; Helotiales; Sclerotiniaceae. The coding region runs from base 1 to 1659 and encodes 552 amino acids. Gene Ontology annotation, molecular function: transmembrane transporter activity. Gene Ontology annotation, biological process: transmembrane transport.
AUGAAUGAGGCAGAUCGAGAAGUAGUGCGCGCUGAGCAUGAUGCUUCCCCAGAACAAUUUUCCAUCGAAUCACCAAUUCAUUCCCCUGUACCUCGCCAUCCCUCCCACGAAAUUGAACGUAUCCCAACCGCAUCCUCUAUCUCGACCACUUCAUCCGAUGCCUCCUCACGUCGUCCCACAAUUUCUCGAGCUCCUACUCAACGAGAUUUAGAAAGUCAUCCAACUGUGAUAUCUCGGAUUCAAACUGCACGUUCGCAACAUUCAGGGACGGUAGGAAGAAGUGUUUCUAGGAAGAGUAGUAAGAUUGGAAGGAUAUUCAGUACGAAAGAGAAACCAUUACCUUUAAUGGGAUUAGGAAAGGAAUAUCCGCCUGCAUUACCUGCUCGAGAUGAGUACGUAGUAGAGUUUGAUGGUCCGGAUGAUCCAUUGCAUGCGGUUAAUUGGCCGAUGAGGAAGAAAAUCCUCACAGCAGUAAUGUUAGGAUAUACAACAUUAGUAUCAGCAUUUACAUCGAGUAUUUUUGGUGCAGCUCCUUUAGCAGUUGUUGCUGCAGUUUUUUCGGAUAUGUUCGAUAAUAAAACGAGAGGACUUGCUAUUACUGUCUUUUCGAUGACUGUAUUUACCGGUCCACUUCUCGCCCCUUUUAUUGGUGGAUUCAUAGUAGAGUCUCAUCUUGGAUGGCGUUGGACUGAAUGGUUAGCUGCUAUAAUGGGUUUCACAGCAUUCAUCUUGGAUUUCUUCUUCCUUUCCGAAACGUAUCCACCAGUUAUCUUGAUCGAAAAAGCAGCAGAACUUAGAAGAAGAACGAAGAAUUGGGGAAUUCACGCUAAACAAGAAGAAAUCGAGAUUGAUUUCCGUGAAUUAGUUACUAAGAAUUUCUCUCGUCCUUUGAGACUUUUAGCUACGGAACCUAUCGUUCUUCUUAUUUCCAUCUACAUGGCAUUUAUCUACGGUCUCCUUUACCUCUUCCUCACAGCUUAUCCAAUCGUCUUUCAACAAAUCCAUGGUUUUACUGGUGGUGUAGGUGGUCUUCCAUACUUUGGUAUGAUCAUCGGAAUGAUAAUCGCCGGUAUUUACGUCGCUUCAACUCAACCAUCAUAUAAUCGAAAACUUGCAGCAAACAACGGUAUUCCAAUUCCAGAAUGGCGUCUUCCACCUGUGAUCGCAGGAGGUGUAAGUUUCGCAGCAGGGCUCUUUUGGUUCGGUUGGUCAGGUUAUAAAGCUGAUAUUCAUUGGAUUGUUCCUACACUUUCUGGUCUUUUAACAGGUUUUGGACUUUUGGCAAUUUUUCUUCAAAGUCUUAAUUAUCUUGUCGAUGCAUAUCUUAUGUUUGCUGCUUCAGCUAUUGCAGCAAAUACAUUCUUGAGAUCAUUGGCAGGAGCUGGAUUUCCUCUGUUCUCACAAUAUAUGUUUAAGGCUUUGGGAAUUAAUUGGGCUGGUACAUUAUUGGGUUGUGUAGCGUUGGUAUUAGUACCGAUACCUGUUUGUUUUUAUAUUUAUGGGGAGAGGAUUAGGAGAAAGAGUAAAUUUGCACCGGUUUUUCCGGUACAGCAAAGACCAAGGGAUGAAGAGGAGGCAGGGAGUGGGAGUGUGAGUGGAAAUGGGGAGGUUGAUAGAGAUGUUAAUGGAAGGGAGAAGGGUGAGGAGGUUAGGAUUUGA